Messenger RNA from Brienomyrus brachyistius, 2643 nucleotides. It is a transcript of the gene stk17al, whose product is annotated as serine/threonine kinase 17a like. Gene Ontology annotation, molecular function: ATP binding; protein serine/threonine kinase activity. Gene Ontology annotation, biological process: intracellular signal transduction; positive regulation of apoptotic process; protein phosphorylation. Bases 432 to 1511 code for a protein of 359 amino acids. The record is from RefSeq and is a predicted model, not a curated record. Gene Ontology annotation, cellular component: nucleus. NCBI's taxonomy places the organism in Eukaryota, Metazoa, Chordata, Actinopteri, Osteoglossiformes, Mormyridae. The transcript is spliced from 7 exons.
CCAAGUGGCUUUUGUGUUUGGAAAGUGCGCUUCACGUAAACUGAUUUCUGCCACUUCGAACGGGAGCAUUUCUUUUCCAGAUCGCAGUUCUGCUGCAGAGUUUUAAUAGUAAUUUUUGUUUCGUUUUAAGUUUUUUUGCUUAUCUGACUUUCUCCGAAGUACGGUUCGUAAUAAUACUUUGCGACUGAACCUCAUUUAUAAACACAGCUGUUUAACGGUUAUAGUUGCGUUUUUCCACUGAUAACUAUAGUAUAUAUUACUUGUUUCUUUUUUUUUUUGGCGUUGAUCUGGAUUUAUUUUAGAUCUUCUGUGUGCUUUUUUGAGCAUUCAUUGUCUCGUUAUGAACGAGACUUGAAUGGUUUGACAGCGAAAGCCUCUCAUAGGGAAAGAUCCCACUGUUAUCCCUGUUGACGGACCGAAAUCCGAAUUCAAUGAUGAUGAACAAGAAUGGAAUGGUGUCUAAAAUCCAGACACGAAUAAGGACUGAGCCUUUCAAGAACUAUUAUGAUCUGGUCGGAAGAGAACUGGGCAGGGGCAAGUUCGCAGUGGUGAAGAAGUGUGUAGAGAAGUCUACGGGAAAGGAGCAUGCGGCAAAGUUCCUGCGGAAGAGGCGGAAGGGGCAGGACUGUCGUAUGGACAUCAUCAACGAGAUCGCCGUGCUCGAGUCCGCUGCAGCUAACCCGUUUGUAGUGUCCCUGCAUGAGGUGUUUGAGACCACUUCGGAGAUUGUCCUGCUGCUCGAAUGUGCUGCAGGUGGGGAGAUCUUCAGCCAGUGCGUGGGGGAGAGCGAUGACGCAUUCACGGAGAAGGAUGUCAUCCGGCUGGCCAGGCAGAUCCUGACGGGCGUGGCUGGGCUUCACCUCGGCAAUGUCGUCCACUUGGACCUGAAGCCUCAGAACAUUUUGCUGACCAGCUCCUGUCCAUUGGGCGAUAUCCGCAUAGUGGACUUUGGUCUUUCCCGGCACGUGGACAGCGCAGAUGUGCGGGAGAUUUUGGGUACCCCGGAAUAUGUGGCUCCAGAAAUCUUGAACUACGAACCAAUCAGUACAGCGACUGAUAUGUGGAGCAUCGGUGUCCUGACCUAUGUCAUGCUGACGGGUGUGUCCCCUUUCCUGGGCGACGAAAAGCAGGAAACCUUCCUCAACAUCUCUCAGGUCAACGUGGAAUAUCCUGCGGACAUUUUCCAGGGUAUUUCCUCCCUAGCCGUGGACUUCAUCAAGAGCUUACUCAUCAAGGACCCCAGGCAACGGGCCACCGCUGAGGACUGCCUGAAGCACCCGUGGCUCGACGGCCACUCAGGCCCUCUGCUACACCUACGCACCGACCUGCUGUCCGAGAACAGCCAGUCCGAGUCGGACCCGGAGAGCCCCAUGCCCUCGCCGGAGCUGGUCAUAGUGGCCUCCUACACCACGUGUUCGGGCCAAAGCGAGAGGAAGGUGGCGAGGGGCCCGUUCCCCUUCGACGAGCCCUUCCCCACCCGCUCCGAGAUCAAGCAGGAGCUGAUCUGUUGAGCCGUUGGCGGGGAUGAGCAGACUCGGAGAACCUCGUGGAGAGGCCCCUUUGGGGCUGAUCUGAAGCACUUUGAGAAGCUGUAUGUGUGUCUGUGAGCCCAGCAUUUGGACGACGUCGGAAUGUUGGGGCUGCAGACGUCCGCCGUCUGUCCCUACACCACCAUCCAUGUACCCUCAAUCCUGGAACUUCUAACCAAAGCUCACUUGUGUAACCCUACCCCCCAACUCUCAUUAUUUCCAUUAAAACCUUUCCUAUCCUCACACGACUAAGCAGAUGUUCAAGGAAAGGCUGCUUCCUUUACCGGGAAAGUUCCUCAUCCCCAGGGCUAGAGAGACCCGGCAAGCCCAUGAGAAUCUCUGUGCUUUGAAAAACCUCAUUGUCUCGCUCGCAGCUAAACAUCUAAGGAAUGUCUGAAGUAGCCUCCCAGCUGUUUCUCUGGACCUGUCUGGCUGGUCGCAGGCCUUGCGGACAUUCCGACUCCUGCUGAUGAGCUGGAGAGGUCCGGCGUUCCCUAAAAUCCCAUCACUGAGGCACAAUCUUCAUGGAUACUGACAUUUUGUCAAAUGACUUUACUAGCCUUUGUGGUUGACUCUUGAAUACUCUUUGAAUAUAUAUAUAUUUUUUUUUUUCUUCAAGCCUCUCCUAAGACUGAGGGACUUUUAAGCACUUUUUGUCGCCCGUUGGACAGAUGUCGAGGCACUGCCGAAGGUCUAACUGUGGAUUGAACAUGCACAAGUCUGGUUAAUUCGCUUGUAUGUGAUCACUGUCUGAACUUAUUUUCAGUGACGUCCCACCAAACGCCGAAUACACAUUUUCAUUUAUAUGUUGAACAAGCCUAGAUUUUCCGCUUCAUGUUGCACUUUUUACCCGUUUUUCCUCCUGAAUAUCUUUGUUCUGAUUCGUUCUCACUUUUUUUUUUUUUUUUUUUUGUUUUCUCCUAAAAGCUACAUCAACUGAUCCUAUGUAGUAGAUGUAUUUUGGGCAGAAUAUCUCUGAAAUCAAGCUGCAUCUCACAAACACAGGGCAGAGAACUGACCCUUUGAAACUUUUGAAGGUCUGUUUGGGGAGUUAAAUGGUGUCACCUGUUCGAAUUCCUGUUUAAUGGGUGAUGUUUUGUCGUAACUUUUUGUU